Molecule: messenger RNA, 909 nt
Organism: Glarea lozoyensis ATCC 20868
Lineage: Eukaryota; Fungi; Ascomycota; Leotiomycetes; Helotiales; Helotiaceae
Exons: 8
Coding region: 1-909 (302 amino acids)
Biological process (GO): transmembrane transport
Cellular component (GO): membrane
Molecular function (GO): transmembrane transporter activity
Source: RefSeq, a predicted model, not a curated record
AUGAAUAUGAUAGACUCUGAGGGUCUCCGAAAUCGCGCGGAGCGUGGACAAGGCUUGGAACAAUUCGUCAAGGAUGAAGACACUUUAGCACUGGCAAGAUCUGGGAAGAAGCAGAUACUAGCUCGUCGCUUUGGUUUUAUAAGUGUUGUUGGAUUUGCUUGUACAUUAAUGAACACAUGGGAAGGUGUCUUGACGACGUUUCUGUUAGGAUAUCAAAACGGUGGUCCAGCCGGGCUCGUAUACGGUUUCCUCGUGGCUUGGCUAAGCUAUAUCACCGGGUGGGUGACUGUUGCUGGAUGGGUGUCUUCGACAGCUACAACAUCCUUCUUUGCAUCGAGUUUAGUCCAAGGUCUAAUCAUUUUGUGCAACGAGUCAUAUGUUGGAAAAGGAUGGCAUGGGACGUUACUCUACUGGGGAGUCAUAGUCCUCGCUUUGAGUGUCAACACAAUCUUCAGCAAACUUUUGCCGGCUUUUGAGGUUACCGUGCUCAUUCUUCAUGUUCUUGGUUUCUUCGCGGUUCUUAUUCCGCUGGUCAGAUUGGCGCCACACACGCAAUCAAACGAGAUUUGGGGGACGUUUUUGAACAGUGGUUGGAGUUCCAUGUCGUUGGCAUUUUUCAUCGGCAUGGAAGGAGUUGCGGCACCCUUCGUGGGAACUGAUGGUGCCGUCCAUAUGUCCGAGGAAAUCAAAGGAGCUGCGAAAACAGUACCUCGGGCGAUGAUUUAUUCGAUCAUGAUAAAUGGGUUUCUUGGCGGUGGUAUGCUACUUGCCACAUUGUACUGUGCUGGAGAUCUUGAAACGGCAGCAGCAUCACCUACUGGCUAUCCAUUUAUUGCCAUCUUCGCCAACGGCGUCAAGUCGACCGCUGGAGCCACCGUAAUGGAGAAAGAAAUACUACCUCAAGUGUAG